This is a messenger RNA of Colletotrichum fioriniae, 1284 nucleotides long. RefSeq lists its product as uncharacterized. Lineage: Eukaryota; Fungi; Ascomycota; Sordariomycetes; Glomerellales; Glomerellaceae. Gene Ontology annotation, biological process: attachment of GPI anchor to protein. Gene Ontology annotation, cellular component: membrane; GPI-anchor transamidase complex. The record is from RefSeq and is a predicted model, not a curated record.
AUGACCGUCGGAACAAGUACACAGGGAGGCAGCAAGACGGGCGUCUACGCCGCCGCAGCAGCGCUGCGUCUGCUGCUCUUCGUCGCGUUCCCCGGCCUGCCUGACCUGCUUACCGGCCGCGUCGAGAUCUCGACCCCCGUCACGAGCUUCAAGCGAUUACAAGAAGGACUCUUUCUCUACAACCACAAUGUCUCCCCCUACGAUGGCGGCGUAUACCACCAGGCGCCCCUCUUCCUUCCCCUCUUCUCCCUCCUCCCGGACCUGAAGUCGUUCCCGAUCUUCACAUACCUUCUCUACAUCCUCGUCGACAUCCUGAGCGCGGUUGCCCUCUCCAAGAUUGCAGACUCUGGCGAAGCAGGGUCCUCUCGCCUCUUCUCCUCUCCCCGCCGCAGCAAGAGGUGGAGUGGCCUUGUCGUCGCAUCACUCUACCUGUUCAACCCCUUCACAAUAGCAACCUGUAUCGGCCGCUCCACCUCUGUCUUCUCAACAUGCGCCAUCCUCCACGCCGUCGCAAAGGCCAUUGCCGGCGCCCCUCUCAGCGCAAUGGUCUCCCUCUCCUUCGCGACCUACUUCUCAAUGUACCCCGCCCUCCUCCUCCCGCCCCUCGUCCUCCUCGCCUACGACCGCCAGGACCCGACCCGACGCACCGCCUCGACCCCGCGCUUCGCCCUCGCAAACGUCUCCGUCGUCGCCGCCGUCGUCGCCGCCCUCUUCGCAAUGUCCUUCCUCCUCACUGGCGGCUCCUGGGAGUUCCUCUCCAGCACCUACGGCGCCCAGCUCACCCUCAACGACCUGACGCCCAACGUCGGCCUGUGGUGGUACUUCUUCGUCGAAAUGUUCGACUCCUUCCGCCCCUUCUUCCUCGCCGUCUUCUGGCUCCACCUCUCUAGCUACGUCGGACCCCUGACGAUCCGCAUCCGCACACAGCCGCUCGUCGUGCUGACGCUGCUCCUCGGCAUUUUUGCCAUCUUCAAGCCGUACCCGUCCAUCGCGGACACGAGCUUGUUCCUGGCGAUGCUAUCCCUCUUCCGGCACGUGUUCCCGCUCAUGCGGUAUACCUUUGUCGGCGCCGCGACAAUCAUGUACGCUUCGUUUCUCGGCCCGGCUUUUUACCACCUGUGGAUCUAUGCCGGUAGCGGAAACGCGAAUUUCUUCUACGCUAUUACGCUGGUGUGGAGUUUGGGACAGAGCUUGCUCGUCAGCGAUCUGACGUUUGCGGUGCUGCGUGACGAGUGGGAGGUUGAGAGGCCCGAGAUGGUUGGAAAGGAGAUUCGACAGAUCUGA